AGUUUCAUCCAGUGUUUUAUAUAAUGUGGUUGUCUUAAUCAAAAUGGGUAUAUAUUUUUAUAUUAUAUAUUGUAUAUCUAAUAUAUAGUGGGGAUUGCUCAGUCUGUCAUAGAUAUACUGGAUUGGUGGCCCAGGCCAAGAGAGAUGACAGCGAAUGAGGGAAGAGAGGGGUCUGGAGAUGUACAUCAUAUAUACUAGGGCUGUAAUGCAAUGCCAUAUCUGUAUCUAUUUUGUGCUCCAAAUAUCCAUUUCUGUAUUCAGAUAAAAAUCCAAAAUGGCAGUGAUCUAAACCACAUAUUUUUUUUAUUCUUUUCUCUUAAAAAAAAAAAAGAGUUAGAAAUGUCAAUGGCCUGUGAAUUCUAGCUCUGACAGUUCCUCAACCUCAGCUACAUCACAUAUAAAAAUGGAUUUCAUGAUGAUAAAAUAAAUAAACAGCAGAAUGUGUUUGUGGACUCCAGCUCCUAAGGGAAUGUUGGCGUGGUUCAUGCAUUCUCUGUAACUGAAAGUGUUAACACGUCUCCCGAACCCCCACAUGCUCUUUACAUCUAGGGUCAAACUAGUUACAAUUCACCUCUAGUAGUAAUUUAAUAUCCCUGCACAUACUGUAUGUAUGCCAAAUUCAUUUCGUGUGUGAGAAAGGAGGGCUAUUUUUACUGUGGCCUUAGAAUACAUUAUCGUCUGCUCCUGAAUAAGUAUUGGCAAUUGCAAGGUGCUGUGUGGAAGCUAGAUGCACAGGGACAGAGCAAAUCUGCAUGCUGCCAGCAUCUCAUUAUUGACCAUUCUUCUGCGUGGGAUAAAGAUUCACUCACAGCCAUGUGAUUUGAUGUGAUAGCCAUUCACCCAAGUUAUGUAUUCUUUUGCAAAUUAUAUCCUUUAAAAGUAUUUCACACUGCCAGCUCAUCAGAGAACAGCAGCUAAAAUGUCCUUUCAUCCUGAUGCUAUACUUCUGUUAGGAGCAUUCUGCGCUUGUGACUCACCUUCUGCUGCUGUGGAUGGUUACACUCUAAAGAUUUGCACUCUCCAAACAAGUGGACAAUCUAACCUGGAUCCUGUAGAUUUGUACCUAGAAAAUCCAACUGUAAUCAUAUAAUAAUCCUAUACUCAUUCCAGUACUCUUAUUCACAAUAUACACAUACUGAAUCUCCUUUUAACACACUUAAUUUUGUUUGGCUUUAGUCUUCUACACCUGCAUACUGUAAUGAUUUGUAUAAUGCUGCUAUCUGGUGUCACCCAGAAGAGGGUGGUUUACCUUUUGAGUCUGGUUGUUCUAAAGGUUUCUUCCUCAUGUCCUCUCAGGGAGUUUUUCCUUACCACAGAAAAGAAUGAUGAGAAAAUGGAUGGUGCUGACUGAAUUUAAUGUGCUUUAUGUAAAUAAAGACAUAUGAAUCUGCCACUGUUGGACAGGUAGACACCUACCUUGUUAAUUAGUGUUCCUCAUAAAUGGUUAAACAUGUGCAAAAUGGGUUCUAAGUGACCCAAAUAUUUAACAGUUUGUGAAUUUGAACCCUGAUGGGCAUUUGUUGCCUGAUAUAUAUAAAGUAAACUUCAAUUAGUGCUCUCCUCUUAACAUGUUGGCCUUUGCCAGACUGGUAGCUUUCGUGCAAUUGGUAAGCUCAUGCAGCCUUUAUGUGCUUGUAGUCUUACUGUAAAUAUGAGUUGCCUGAAUGCCAUGAAUCUCAGCAGUUCAAGUCAUAAUUAUAUGUAAGCUUCAGGAAUAAUUUGGUUUCCAGAGCGUCUGACCUUCGUCAUGGCUAGGGCAAUUAUAGGACAGUUUAUGCAGUCUAUGACUGGUAAUUCUUCAUUUGCUCCUGUUAUAAUCAGUUAGGCCACUGGCUUACUGAAAAUGCAUGUACAUAUUUGCAAUAGUAGUACUUGCCAAUAAAAAAACAAAGCAAUGUCUAGGAGUGUGCUAUUAAUUGUCAUGUAGUAGAUGGAGGAGAGCUUGUAUUUGUUAGAGAGCAGAAAACUAGAGUCAUAGACACCGAGUGUAAUCAGAAAAUCCAAAGGAGAAUAGAGAUGUGAAUUGGUAAAAUCUGUCCUCGUUCCAGGAAAGGGACAGAAGGGAUAAGGUUUAGCCUGGAAUGCAGGAGAGACAAAGGCGUGAGAGAAUCUGAGUAACAUAUAACAUGGACACUGCACAGAUAUAUACUGCAUAUUAAGAGAGGAUCACAGAGGUUAAUGAGUCAAAGAUAGAUAGAGAGAGGUAUGCAGUGAAAUGCCAGCCGAAAGGGAGGGCUGGUGGAGCAGCGUGAGAAAGACAGACACAAAAUGAGGGAGAGAGGGGGAGAGAGAGAGAGAGAGAGACAGACAGACAGAUGAUGAAGGAUGCUCAUACACAAAGACCCUCGCUCUCAGGAAAUAGUGGAAUAGCAUCGGCUGAAGCUCAGUGCCACUGUAAUGUAGGCAGACUGAGAUUGAAUCCAGGUGCGAGUCUGUGUCUAGGAGACUGAGGCAUGUCUGAGCUCAGAUCCAGAGUGCGCUGCAGGAGAGCAGGGAUACGUGCAGCCGUGGCUCUCAUCGGACUUCUGCACCGCUCACGCAAACAGCGAGAAAGAGAGAGACUCCGAAGCAGAGGCAGCCAGCGGAAGCAGGACAUGCUGACUCUCUCGAGUGUUCCCCUGGCAGAUGCUCCUCCAUCUCCACCAAGAACUGCUCCUGCUGCCUUGAAGUCUGCACCAUUUUUUGACUCACUAGAAAAGAUGGAGCAGGUGUCUGAGGUGGAUGAGAUGAGGCCAGGCCCACAGAGAGUAAAGGAUGAUUAUGUUCCACACCUGAGUAUAGAAAAGGUGCUACAGGAUGGUCCACCGUACCCUCAGGUGAUUUUUCCACGGUUGGGAGGUUACUGGAUCGAAGACCCCGAGACUCCAGCCAUCACACCGAUCUCUGGAGAAAGCAGUUGGUAUCAUGAGGAAGAUGAAGAGGGCGCGAACCCAGGGGGAGACUUUGGAUAUCGACUGGAGAGUAACUAUGGCAUACAAGCCUACCGCAAACACUUUCUGGGAAAAGAACACCUUGACUUCUACUGCACGGCCAGCAACCAUGGCAACCUCGUCCUGUCCCUCCGACAUGAAGAAACAAAGGAUCAGGAGCAUCUGCACAUCAUUUUAAGGACUCCAGCAAAGACAAUCUAUGACAGGAUUUUGGUCACGGGUUUGCCUGAGCUCCCCAGCGUCCCUCAGUUAGCCAAGCUGCUUUGUGAAGAUAUUGUCGGCUUGAAGUUCAGUCCCGUGUUGUACCCUAAGGGAUCUCAGUUAAUACUGAAAUAUGAUGAACAUGAGCUUAACAACACUUUCAAGUUUGGUGUCAUCCACCAGAAGUUUGGUCAGACGUCAGAAGAGGAGCUGUUUGGAAACAGUGAGGAAACACCAGCUUUCACUGAGUUUCUCCAAGUGCUGGGAGACUGUGUGGAACUGCAGGAUUUUAAAGGGUUUCGAGGUGGUCUGGAUGUCUGUAAUGGGCAGACAGGCUCUCAAUCGGUCUACACUGUGUUCAGAGGGCAGGAGAUCAUGUUCCACGUCUCUACCAAGUUACCUUUCACAGAAGGGGACACACAACAGCUUCAAAGGAAGAGGCAUAUAGGAAAUGAUAUAGUGGCAACAGUUUUCCAAGAAGAGGCCACACCGUUUGUGCCUGACAUGAUCGCGUCCAACUUUCUUCAUGCCUAUAUCCUGGUCCAGGUGGAGAAUCCGGGUACAGACGACACCACAUACAAGGUCUCCGUCACAGCAAGAGAUGAUGUGCCACAAUUCGGUCCUCCACUCCCAAAUCCGCCAGUCUUCAGGAAGGGCCCAGAAUUCAGAGAGUUCUUGCUGACUAAGCUGAUCAAUGCAGAGCUGGCCUGCUACCGCUCAGAUCGAUUUGCCAAGCUUGAGGAAAGAACGCGAACAGCAUUGCUGGACAGCCUCCAUAAUGAGUUGCACAGACAGACUCAGGUGCUACUGGGUCAGCCGCUCAGCGGUGAUGAGGAGCGAAUGGAGAACGGAAGCCAUGGGGGAAUACUGGAGUCUAUCAAGCGAGCAAUGCGUGUGCGUAGUCACUCAAUGGAGACGAUGGGGGGCUCUCAGAAGCAUGGCCGCUCUGCAGGGGGAGGAGGAGUGCCCACCAGUCUGAGUGGAGCGGGUCUCACCCAUAGCAACCCUGAGUGCAAUAGGAACUCGUGCCCAGUAUCAUCUACGGCUAAGUCUCCUCUGAAGAGCCCGGUGAAGAGACGGUCAUGUCUUUUCCCCCGGCUGCACGCUAGCAUGGACGGGCAGACAGAGCGUCUAACACGCAGUAUGCUUUGUGAUCAGAGGAGUCUAGACAACGGUCAUCUCUCGCAAGAGGUUAAAUCAGAGACCUCAUCAAACCCCAGCUCCCCAGAGAUCUGCUUGAGUAAAGAGAGUAGACCAACUCUGAAGCUGCAGGAGUGCACUCGAAGCCCAGAAAUCUCUCGCUCUCCGUCCAGCACAAGCAGCUUCAGUAGUGUGGCUGGAGACACGGACACACUCGAGGAAGGAGACCAUAACAAUCUCCAGGUUUCUCCCAGUUUGUCACCUGGGUGUAGCUCCUCUCUUGGUGUAGAGGGUCAGAGUGUAGGAACUCCUGUUAUCAUGUGCCGUAGUCCCACGGACUUCAAGAAUAAGAAUUCUCCCAGAUCCAGCCUGAGGUUCCGCUUCGACAAGUUGAGCCACUCAGCGCCUGGGCACUAGUGACUGGACAAUGAAGAGAGACCAGGAGCACUGUGUGGGCCAGAAAUGAGCUGUGGAACAAGACAACACACUGAGGAAGAGGGACACUGGAUUUGAAAUAUUGUUAAAGCUUGAGCUGCCUCCAAGAUGGCAUGAGUCAUGUGAUCACACACACGUCAUAUACACAAAUAACACAGCAUUAUUAGAACUUAGCAGGUUUAUCCUACCACUGAUCCUGUUGACCUGGAAUAUUCAGCCUAUGAUUUUGAUGAUUUUUUUCACAACAAAGGAUUGUGAUGCAUUCCUAGGAUGAUGCUAGAGCUUUUUAUAGCAAUAGAUAUCAUUUGUUGAGACAGAACAGUGAAGGUUAUGCAGGACAACGUAGCUGCAAUAUAUUUAAUUAAAAAAAAAAAAACUAAGUAUUCCAGACACCUAAGAUUUCUGUUAAGAUUUGAUGGUUUAGGUUUCACACUGGCCACGCAUUGUGCUUUAUUGUCUUUGACAGUUCAGCUGAAUGAGAUUAGAGUCCCGUUAUUUUCCCUCAAAUCUGUUAAACCAUGCAAGUAUAUGAAAAGCAGAUGAAAUACCUUAUUGCAGUAUUUCUCAAACUUUUUGCAGCCAGGGUCUCCUUUCAGUGUGAACAAAACUCACAGACUCCCUUAUAAUAUCAGCACAGAUUAUUUUUUUAGCAUAAUCCUACUAUACAUAUACUAUACAUAGCGCAUUAAGCAAAUAUGGGCCAUCUUAUUUAUUUAUUAAGAGAUUUAUUGAGAGAUUUUGAUUCCUGAACUUUCCCCCAAAGAAAUCACACCAGUUACACUGUGUUAAAAUAUUGAUUUUGUAUCAUUACCAUGCUUUUCUUAGUUUUAGCAAUAUUGCACUUAGAUUCUUAGAAGUUAAAAAAUAAUUAUACUUGUUUCUAUAUUUCGCAGCUUUUAUUGAACCCAUUCAAUUUAAGGAACCAGUUACACUUAUAACUAAAUAAUAACUAUAAUAAUUAUAACAAUAGUAGUUGGCAAUGAUCUAUACAAUCACCACAACAUUAAUAAAAAAUAGAUUAAAAUCUUUGGCCGCUUGGCUAAAUGUCACAAAGUCCCAGUGGUCACUAGGCACUGCGUUAUUGCACAUGCUUGAUUAAAUCUGUGUCUCUGUCAGUUAAGUAAAGAAUAAAACCUGGCAAUGAUUAUUUUCCUAUAACAGCAUGUCCUGAAGUUUUAUUCCUAACAUACCACAGCAAUUUGCCAACCCUAACAAUUUUUUUAUUAUUUAAGAAUGACACGUCAUACUAUUUAUCCAUUUAUAGUUACAUUUAAUGUUGUAGAAGCAAGUUAGUUCCUGUUAUUACUUAUGUCAUAGCGGCUAUAAACUGUUGUUUCCUCAGCAGAUUCUCAUUUUUUUCUCUUUCGAAGGUUAAAAGGCAAAAAAAUGCAGCUUGUCAUGUUAUGAGAAACUGGAAAGCCCUCUGUCCUUGAGAAUAGACUCCUCACAGAAGGAGUGAAUAGACUCCUCACAGAAGGAGUGAAUAGACUCCUCACAGAAAGCUUCACUAUAUCAAUUUUAACCUGUUUAUGUAGACAAUCUGCAAUAUAAGAUACAAGUCCCUGUGUGACUUGUUACUAUAUGAUACUAUACUAAACGAUAACUUUAAAAAGAGAUUUUUGUCUCAGUGUGACUACUCUGGUUAAAAAAGGUUAAAUAAAAUAAAUAACACAAUGUAUUAGAACAAGUGUAUUAAUAUAAACCUGUGAUUUGUCUUGCUGCCAGAAAUGCUUUCAGAGCUGCUGUUAUAGAAACUUAAUCAUCUUCUGACCAGUCAGAAUCAAGCAUUCAGCUGCACUGUGGUAUUAAAAAAAAGGUGAAGAUGUGCAUUGACAUGCAGGAGAAAGCAAUUGGAUUAAAAACUGGAAAUUACAAAUAUUUAUUCCUCAGUCAGAGGGAGGAAAAGCUGGGAGAGAAACUUCCAUUUACCAUAAGUGCAGGUUUAAUUUCCAGGAAACAAAUAUUUCAGCAACUAUUUCAUUUUAGAGAAUAAAACAGUCUAUCAAAUCAAAUAACUAGAUCAAAAAGUGAGAUUUAUAGUAUUUAUAGUAUAAUAGUAGUUAGCAAAGAUGGUACUGAACCCAGACCUCAAGGAAUAUGACCACUUUAGAAAUCACCUUUAAAUACAUCACCUCUAAAUACAUAUUUAUUCGAGUUGCACAAUGCUGUCUUUGAUUUGGAAUAAACCUGAGUAUAGUAAUGUUUGUUCCAGACAAAUACAAUGAGCUGUUAACUUUGUGAAUUUUUUAAUGCCAUAUAGAGAUAUGAUAUGUUAUUGGAAGGAAAUGCACUUGUUUGUACUAUAAGGCCAGCACUGUAUUUUUUUUUUUUUUUUCAUUCUUACCUGAUAGAGCUUUGGUUUUGAGCACAUUUGUGUGUCAAUCCACACCUUGCACAUUGCUUGCUUUUUUAUUGGUUUUACUGUGUAAUACUUUUAAAUCAUUGAAAAAACUGGGGGAAACUUCCCCAGUUAUAUGUUGGCCUGGGAAAACCCUUCACAUGGUCACAUCAUUUCUGAAAACUACAAGCUUUCCUGAACUGAAAUAUGUUUCUCUUUUGCGUGUAUCUCAACAAUAAGAAAAGUUAUAGCACUUUAAAAUCCACCAAAAGUGAAAAGGGAGAAAAAAGCAUUUAAAUAUUUCAUUCCAAUUCCACGCCUCACCUGCCUGUACAUUUAUAAUCUAUUUAUGGAAGCAAAAAAAAAAAAACAUUUCUACCAAAUUUUAAAGAAUUGUACAUUUACAGUUGGAAAUCGUCACUUUGAUUAUGAGCAUCAUCCACAUCAGUCUGUUUUAUCACCUGAGGUAAAAGUCGCUUGCCGCAUUUAAAUACGAGCCUCAUGGUCAUCUCUUGACUCAAAUGAUCUCUUUUCAUCUGUGGAGAAAUAAUCUCUGAUUAAUUCAGUAAGUUCUGUUCUGUUGGCUAAAUUUUCUUUUCAUUAGGUCAUUUAAACAUUUUGACAGGCUUAUGACCUUUUCACUAAGACAUGUAAAUAUCCAAAAAUUGGAUUGGAGUUUUAGUCAAAAUCUCAUUUUUCAUCCAGAAUUCAGCCACACUGACAUCUGACGGGUUUUCCCAGACCACCACACAAAUCCUUUAACUCAUAAUUCCCUGACUGACAUGACUAUAAAUAUGAUAACUAUAAUGAAUUCACCAAUAUGUAUAUUUAUUAUGUAUAUUGAGAUCAAUUAGGACAUCAGAAUGUUAUUAAACUGAACUUUAAUCACUAAUCCACACAGACAUUUAGCUCUUGACUCCGGAGGCCCACUGAUUUGCACAGACUCUGUUUUCUCUGUUGCCAACACUCCUGAUCCAAUUUGUGGAGGCCAUAUUCUAAUCGUGAUCAUGAUUUUUGUGUUUUUCAACCAAUUAACUGUAACUUACUUAAAUGUUAGUGAGCUAAUAUUAGAUAUCAGUCUUCAUUGACUCUAGUGAAUUUAAUUAUAUGCUUCAUUUUUUUUUCUAUGUUUAACUCACUGUUUGGUUAUAUAUUGUGAAGGCAAAUUUAUAUUUAUUUAAACUAAUUUGGUUUAGAUUUAGUAUUUAAAAGAUAGCCUUAAAUAUUGUGACCAAGGAGCAGGUGUAUUUUGAUUCAAGCUUUCAAGCACAAGUGUGCAAUUUAUAUUUUAAAAGAAAAUACUGUUCUGUUGAUUUGAAACAGUUGAUGUAAAACAGUGCAAUAAAACAGUAUUUGGUUGCUAAAUUGCCUGAAGCUGUGAUAAAUAAUAGUGAGUACAGUGCUGUGUAAACAUGAUCACUUCUGGAUGGGGUUGUGUUUGGAGCAGAGAAAACUAAAAUCCACAGGGUAGUGGGCCUCC
Molecule: messenger RNA, 8524 nt
Organism: Pangasianodon hypophthalmus (striped catfish)
Lineage: Eukaryota; Metazoa; Chordata; Actinopteri; Siluriformes; Pangasiidae
Gene: rap1gap2b
Product: RAP1 GTPase activating protein 2b
Exons: 23
Coding region: 2454-4688 (744 amino acids)
Biological process (GO): regulation of small GTPase mediated signal transduction; activation of GTPase activity
Cellular component (GO): cytoplasm; plasma membrane
Molecular function (GO): GTPase activator activity
Source: RefSeq, a predicted model, not a curated record